Schizosaccharomyces osmophilus is the source of this 1620-nucleotide messenger RNA. RefSeq names its product plasma membrane iron/zinc ion transmembrane transporter (gene fet4). The record is from RefSeq and is a predicted model, not a curated record. The transcript has a single exon. Gene Ontology annotation, biological process: transmembrane transport. NCBI's taxonomy places the organism in Eukaryota, Fungi, Ascomycota, Schizosaccharomycetes, Schizosaccharomycetales, Schizosaccharomycetaceae. The coding region runs from base 1 to 1620 and encodes 539 amino acids.
AUGACGGCUGUUCCUUCUCCUACCACUGAAAUCGAAGUGGAUGAAAAAGCAGUUACAGAGACUUAUCAAGUCCAACAUUUUCAAUCUAUCUUUAAAAAAUGCAUCCAAGCUAUCCAAUCCCCCGGCAAACAUUGCGAUAUCCGCUCCGCUGCCCCUACUCAACAAGUGUUUGAUGGCGAAAAUUUUCUCCAUAGAUCUUGUUCCCCGGGAGACAGCUGUUCAGACUACAAAGUCAAAAAUGGCAGCAUCGUAGAGUGUGAAAAUAUUCGAGAUUACAUUGGUCAGAAACGCCCCAACCCAGCUGGUCGUAUCUUUGAUCUGGUAACUCACCUAGCUGGUACUAGUUUUGUUUUCAUCCUCACCUUGGUCAUUCUUGUCGUUUGGGCCAUUGUAGGAGGUAUCUACCAUGCUCCUGAUAGUUGGCAAAUCGUCAUGCAAGAUGGUAGUUCCAUUCAAUGCUACAUUUCUGCUACUCUUUUGAUGCGCCAACAACAAAAUCAUCACAACCAGCUGACUACUAUGAUCGCCCAGUUGCGUUCUCGCUUAUGCACCAUUCGACGCCUAAUAGGCCCCGUCCUCCAAGGAAAAUCAGUUGCUUCGGCGCCGCUUAAAUACCAAGAUCUGCAGGAUGAUGUUGGCGAUGCUCAAAAACUUCCUGUUGAAAACUGGUUUAGUCUUAUCUGCAAUUAUGUAAGUCUCGUUGUCGGAUCUGUCUAUUUUUUUAUGCUUUAUUGGGCUGGCAUAUUUAUUUGGGUUGGGUUCGGCAAAAUGCUAAACUGGAGCGACGAAUGGCAACUUUACAUCAACACAGCUACGGCUGUAGAACUUACCUUCACUUCUGUGUUCCUUCAAAAUAUUCGUCAUCGUCAUAUGAAAUAUAUCUCUCGUUGUGUCUCUUCCAUUUUCCAUAUUGACGCUGCCCUAGAAGAAGCCCUUCGUAGACGAUCUGGAGAUCGCGAAAGGAACCCUGUUAUUGAGAUUGAGGCCGAGAAAGUCAACGUUGGCUCUCGUACGAUUGACUAUUAUGCCCAUCUCGUUGGAUCAGGCGUCGGUGCCGUGAUCAGUGCUGCUGUGUUUAUUGUUUGGCUUGCCAUCGGUAAUACCAUGCAUUGGAAUUCCAAUUGGUGGUUGAUUAUUGGAACCUAUACAGGUCUCGUUGGAUUUUUAGAUGGGUUUGCUCUUCGUAAUGUUUACUUUCGCGAAAGCAACCAUUUCAACGUUCAUGUUCAAACCUUAGUCGAUGAAGAAUACCUCCUUUUUCAGAGUCUCGGUCUUCCUCUUCCUCAUGACUCAGAAACUCCGGUGAACAAAUCUUUUGCAUAUAAACUAAGUUCGUUUAUAGGAUACAUUUGCUCACAAGCGUUCUCUGUUUACGCAGCUGUGAUCAUCAUCGUCGGCUUGGUCGUGGCUGCUGGUGCAUUGAGAUUCAACGAAACUGCUCAGCUGUUUUGCAAUACCCCGACCAUGAUUAUUGAAGCUGCUUUACUGAUUGUUCUUAUAGAAGCACAUAAUUUCACGAAUCUGGAAAAUCGUGUCAAAUUUCGUAACAUCCAUCUUCGACGCCUUGCACUCAUGAAGGCUAUGGUUGGUGAUGACUAUCUCGCCAACGAAUGCGCUUAA